Molecule: messenger RNA, 483 nt
Organism: Perkinsus marinus ATCC 50983
Lineage: Eukaryota; Perkinsozoa; Perkinsida; Perkinsidae
Exons: 6
Coding region: 1-483 (160 amino acids)
Source: RefSeq, a predicted model, not a curated record
AUGCUCACGUCUACAACGCAAUGUAUUCGCAACGCGGGUAUUCAACUAGUAUCAACGGAUUUCCACCCAAGUGUAGGAAUCUUGAAUCUUGGGUGUGCGUACAAAGUAGCCCCGAUGGAUCUUCAGACGUACCUCCCCGCGUUAUAUGCCCAUUUUGCCAAGACCGAUUUCAUGAAGAGUGCUAUGAAGUUGUGUGGAAUUGCUACUGUGCCACAGUUGAUGAAGAUCUUAGGCUAUGUUCAUAUCGUUCAUAUAUUCAUCCACUCCAUGACCGAACAACAAUUUGAAUAUAUGGAAAAAGGCGGAGCGAAGCAGGAGGUCGAAAAAGAGUGUCGUCAGUGGUAUCUCGUGUGUCAAUUUUGUCAAAUGCCUGUCGUUGGAAAAGAGCAGAUUAUUCGGGAAAGGUAUGAAAGUAUUUAUAAGGAAGUUGUAUAUUCAUAUGAACUUGACGUGCUGGAGGACUCGGCCUGGUGCUACAGGUGA